UCUGGGCAGUUCAGGAUUUUGGAAAAGGAGGAGCGCGCACUUUCCCCCUCAUUUCACUACUACUACGUUAGUCACGUUCACGCUCGCAUCACUUCGUAUCCACAUCAAACUUAACAAUAUUUGACACUUUUGGCUCCUGUAUAGCGAUUCUCUUGCUUUGGAUUUUCUGUUGCAUCACCAGCUAUGUUGAUUAUUUUGGCCUUCAUCAUCCUCUUCCACAUCACCUCAGCAAUUUUACUCUUCAUUGCAACUAUCAGAAAUUCAUGGUGGGUUUCGAAUGAGUUCUCCAUAGAUCUCUGGUACAACUGCAACAACACAAAAUGUUAUGACAUACCAAACAGUGCAACCUCUGAUGCAGCCUAUCUUCAGACUAUACAGGCCACCAUGAUACUUUCCACUAUCUUGUGCUGUGUGGGGUUCUUUGUCUUCAUCCUUCAACUCUUCCGUCUGAAGCAGGGGGAGAGAUUUGUCUUCUCAGCAAUCAUUCAGCUCCUGUCCUCUUUCUGUGUGAUGACCGCAGCAUCCAUCUACACAGCAGAGCACUUAAAUUUCAAGAGUGGGGAAUUCAAGAAUGGGGACUAUGGGUACGCCUUCGUCCUAGCCUGGGUUGCAUUUCCCAUGACGCUGAUGAGCGGCUUGAUGUAUCUAGUGCUGAGAAAACGCAAAUAAAGCACAACAUUCCACCUCACUAGCUGCCACCAGCUACAGUCUUAGCAAAGAGACUUUAUUUGUAAUAAUACCUGUUUUUUAUAUGUAGAUUAAAGACAAGCCAAAUUUAGAAUGAAAAGUAGAUAAACUUUUAAUAUCAAUCAUUGCAUACUGGAAACUUAAUUAUAUUUUCUUCAUGGUAUGUUAUGUAGAUUAUUUUUAACCUUGCUGUGUAUAAUUGUGUUUUACCCACCCCUCUGGCAAGAAAAUGAGCUGUGCUGUGAUUUAGAAAGAUAAAAUAGGGGGUGGAAGAAAGAAGACAACAGUGGGUGGUAUAUGAAAAAGGAAAUAUUGGGGGCCUGGAUAGCUCAGCAAGUAAAGACGCUGACUACCACACCUGGAGUCGCAAGUUUGAAUCCAGGGCGUGCUGAGUUACUCCAGUCAGGCUUCCUAAGCAACCAAAUUGGACCAGUUGCUUGGGAGGGUAGAGUCACAUGGGGUAACCUCCUCAUGGUCGCUAUAAUGUGGUUCUCACUCUCGGUGGGGCACGUGGUGAGUUGUGCAUGGAUGCUGCGGAGAAUAGCGUGAAGCCUCCACACGCACUAUGUCUAUGCGCUCAUCAAGCCACGUGUUAAGAUGUGUGCAGAGGAAACUGAGAUUCAUCCUCUGCCACCUGGAUUGAGGCGAGUCACUACGCCACCAUGAGGAUUUAGAGCGGAUUGGGAAUUGGGCAUUCCAAAUUGGGUAGAAAAUUAAAAAAAGAAAAAAGGAAUAUUUAUAACAUGGAACCACUAAAGGCUAGAGAGCCUACCUGUCCUCAAGGCCUACAUGUAUUCAUGGGAAUUGCUUAUGUUUAAUACUCAGCAUGUAGAAAAUAACACACAGAUAUAUUUCCUGGCCAAUAUUGUCAGGGAAUAACCUGAUUGUGCCUAGGAAACUUAAAUAACCAAAUAUGAAAUUAGACUGUGCUGCCAAUUUGCUGAGCACUAUAUCAUACUUGAAGCUGAUCAAAUUGUCAAUGUUAGUGGCAUGAUGUGUUCUCAUGUAUAGGUUUUUUUUUUUUUUUUUUUUUUAGUCUUUUAGUGUUGACUAAUUAUAAUGCAUGUUUUUAUUUGCAGCAUUUAGUUUGAAAUCAAUAUCUACAACAGUGCAAAUUUGUAGUUCCUUAGGUAUUGUAAUAAUUCAGUUUGUUUAAAUAGGGCACUUGGGAUUUACAUUUAAUUCAUGAGAAUACAAUUAUCUUAAAGGGACAGUUCCCCUAAAAUUGCCAAUUCUGUGAUCAUUAACCCACCCUUGUGUUGUUCCUAACAUACACUACUGGUCAAAGUUUUGAAACACUUACUCAUUCUUUAUUAUAAUUUUUUUUUCACAUUUUAGAAUAAUAGUAAAGUCAUCAAAACUAUGGAAUAACAUAAAUGGAACUAUGGGAAUUAUGUUGUGACUAAACAAAAUCCAAAAUAAAUCAAAACUGUGUUAUAUUUUAGUAUCUUCAAAGUAGUCACCGUUUGCCUAGAAUUUGCAGACAUGUACUCUUGACAUUUUCUCAACCAACUUCUUGAGGUAUCACCCUGGGAUGAUUUUUAAACAGUAUUGAAGGAGUUCCCAUCUAUGUUGGGCACUUAUUGGCUGCUUUUCUUUAUUAUUUGGUCCAAGUCAUCAAUUUCAAAAACUUUUUUUUUAUUAUUACAUUUUAGUUUUAUAUUGAAAUAAAUUAAUAUGGUGGCACAAUUAUAUUUUUGUCUACUAAACUAAUUUCAAACAUUUAAGCAUACGCCUUCAGAUCAAAAGAUUUUUAAGAUCAUGAGAAACAUUUCAGUCAAGUGUUUCAAAAUUUUUGACCGGUAGAGUAUAUGACUUUCUUUUCACCAUGGAACACAAAAGGAGAUUUUGGGCAGUGUGUUUGUCUUAGUCACUUUCACCAUUCAAUUAAAGUAAAUGGUGAUUGAGGCAGUAAAGUCUUCCUAACAAUUUAUUAAUUUCAUUUUUUUGGGGUGAACUGUCCCUUUUAAUAUUUUGUUGGUUAAGGAUGGUUUUAUGUCCCCCCUCUCUGUAUGAUAUGUAAACUUUUCAUCAUGUUUCAACACUCAUUUAUGGAAAAAAGCUAUUUGCUAAAAUUGAUUCAAGCAAUAGUGAAAUUAAGCUGUAUUUAUUAAGACUAACUGCAUUGUUGCUGUUAAUAUUUUUGUAAUGAAGUAUUAUUUCAACAGGUCUGAGCACGUUUCUUAAUUGCUCACUUAUAAAAAGGUUUUACUGAAUAUUACUGAAGGCUUUUAAACAAUGGCAGCUUUUUUUAAAUGUCUGCUGACUUGUUCAGGUCUGCUUUGUUUCCGGAGACUGAUCCCCACCAAGGGCUCAAUAUUUUUUCUUUUUUUAAUCAAAUAAAUGUAUUUUACAUUACAAAGCAGUUUGUGACUUUCGUGCUGUCAUGAUAGACACCAAACACCAGAGAUGGAAACUUGAGUCUUAGACUCACUCACCAAAAAAAAAAAAAAAAAAAAAAAGAAAGAAA
This is a messenger RNA of Myxocyprinus asiaticus (Chinese sucker), 3157 nucleotides long. RefSeq names its product epithelial membrane protein 2-like. The transcript is spliced from 5 exons. Gene Ontology annotation, cellular component: plasma membrane. The coding region runs from base 184 to 669 and encodes 161 amino acids. Lineage: Eukaryota; Metazoa; Chordata; Actinopteri; Cypriniformes; Catostomidae. The record is from RefSeq and is a predicted model, not a curated record.